This is a messenger RNA of Amphimedon queenslandica, 373 nucleotides long. Its product is annotated as tRNA modification GTPase MnmE-like. Gene Ontology annotation, molecular function: GTP binding. The annotation marks the transcript as partial. NCBI's taxonomy places the organism in Eukaryota, Metazoa, Porifera, Demospongiae, Haplosclerida, Niphatidae. The record is from RefSeq and is a predicted model, not a curated record. The transcript has a single exon.
AUGGCAGAAAGGGCAAUAAUUAGUUCCUUGGGUGCUGAUGAAGACUUAAGGGUACUAGUGACUGGAAAAACAGGUCAAGGGAAAUCCACUCUUAUCAAUGGUCUACUGGGGGCUAAAGUAGCAAAAGAAGGAGCUGGUGCUGACAGAUGUACUACUGAAGUUGAAGUGUUCAAGAAGAAGAUCAAUGGUGUACCAGUUGUGGUUUUUGAUUCUCCUGGUCUGCAGGAUAACACGUCAAAUGAAGAGGAAUAUAUUACAAAAAUGAGAGAAACUUGCCAAAAGCUAAGUUUGGGUCUCUAUUGCACUAAGAUGAUUAACACACGGUUAACAGAUGAUGACAAGAAAGCAAUGAAAAAGCUAACCGAAGCAUUUG